Molecule: messenger RNA, 2143 nt
Organism: Xenopus tropicalis (tropical clawed frog)
Lineage: Eukaryota; Metazoa; Chordata; Amphibia; Anura; Pipidae
Gene: tada2a
Product: transcriptional adaptor 2A
Biological process (GO): positive regulation of DNA-templated transcription; regulation of cell cycle; regulation of cell division
Cellular component (GO): nucleus; ATAC complex; chromosome
Molecular function (GO): transcription coactivator activity; zinc ion binding; DNA binding
Source: RefSeq, marked provisional
AAAGGAAAGCAAUGGACCGGCUAGCACCAUAUGGGAGUGAUCCCUUUGACAAACCACCCUGCAAAGGGUGUUCAUCAUAUCUCAUGGAACCAUACAUUAAAUGUGCUGAAUGUGGACCUCCUGAAUUUCUUCUGUGUUUACAGUGCUUCUCAAGAGGAUUUGAAUAUAAAAAGCACCAAAGUGAUCAUAGCUAUGAGAUCCUGACUUCAGAUUUUCCCAUCCUAGAUCCGAGCUGGACAGCUCAAGAAGAAAUGUCACUUCUUGAAGCAGUAAUGGAUUGUGGAUUUGGAAACUGGCAAGAUGUAGCCAAUCAGAUGCGGACAAAGACAAAGGAGGACUGUGAAAAACACUACAUGAAAUACUUUAUCAACAACCCACUAUUUGCAAGCACCUUGCUGAAUCUGAAGCAAGCAGAGGAGGAAAUGAAUAUGGACACAGCUGUUCCAUUUCAUCCUGCAGAAGACCCACCAAGACCAACUUUUGACUCUCUCUUGUCCAGAGAUAUGGCAGGAUAUAUGCCUGCUCGUGCGGAUUUCAUUGAGGAGUUUGAUAACUAUGCUGAAUGGGACUUAAGAGAUAUCGAUUUUGUUGAGGAUGAUUCUGAUAUUUUGCAUGCUCUGAAAAUCUCUGUUGUAGAUAUAUAUCAUUCACGGUUAAAGGAAAGGCAGAGAAGGAAAAGAAUUAUAAGAGAGCAUGGCCUUAUAAAUCUUAGGAAAUUUCAAAUUUUAGAACGACGGUAUCCCAAGCAUGUCCAAGAGCUUUAUGAAGCAAUGAGGAGAUUUGCCAGGAUAUUGGGGCCAUAUGAACACGACAAAUUCAUUGAAAGUCAUGCACUGGAGUAUGAACUCCGCAGAGAGAUCAAGCGAUUACAGGAGUACAGAAAUACAGGAAUCAAAACAUUUUGCAGUGCAAAAAUAUAUGACCAUCUAAAAAAGACUCGUGAAGAGGAGAGGUUGAAGCGAACAAUGCUGUCUGAAGUGCUUAAUUGUAUCCAUGAUGGGAAUGCCUGCCACCAGUGGCUUAAACGACAAGCUGCCAUUGAUUCAGGAGUACAUCAUGUCCCCCCUCUGGUUUCUAGUUCAGGUCGCCGUAGUGCCCCACCCCUAGACUUAACAGGACUCCCUGGCACUGAGAAGCUGAAUGAUAAAGAAAAGGAGUUAUGCCAAGUGGUGAGGUUGGUUCCAGGUGCCUAUCUAGAAUACAAAGCAGCCUUAAUGCAUGAGUGUACCAAGCAAGGAAGCCUUCGCCUGGCACAGGCUCGAGCACUUAUCAAAAUAGAUGUUAAUAAGACUCGUAAAAUUUAUGAUUUUCUUAUACGCGAAGGAUAUAUCAUAAAACCUCAGCCAUAAUGGAGACCAUGAACAAAUUCUGACAACUUCAACAUUGUGGCAUCAAUAAUAUUUAUUUCUGGAACCGUCAGUAGAACAAAUAGUUUGCCUGGAUGAAUGGUGAUGUCUUGUCAGUGUGUACUGUGUUUGCAUUGUACCAUUCCAGCUUCAGACAACUUCUGUGUGUUGUAACCUUAGUCAGCUGCAAAACUGUUUGGACAAUUAAAAGUUUAAACUUACCUUUGCUGUCCAACAGUUGUUUGGAGACCCACUACGUUUAUAAAAUAUUGAUACAACACUACUAUUUUUCAAAGGCUUAACCAGAACAGAAGAUGAACACUUAAACCAAGUCUCACCCUAGGCCAUCAGUUUGGAGCCACCCUCUACCAGUGCGUAACUCCCAAUGAGCAAUGAAAUUAUGGGCCAUUUCAACAUUGUCUUACACCAGUCCACCUGCAUUUCAUGUAUUUUGCACUCUCAUAAUACAUUUUUAGAAAUAAAUAGGUGUAUGUUAUUACCUACAUGUUCAAACACAUCACUUCUCCUCAGAGACCUAGAUCUAGUAACGGCAGGAGCUUAUUUCCAUGCAGCUAUUGUCUCCACAAGUUGUAUUACUGCUUUCAAAUGCUAUCUGUCUGGUCAGUACUGAAAUCUGUUACAUCUUCUAAGUGCACUCCUAAAUAUUAUGCCUUGCUAUGGUACUACUAAUAGACUACUAUCGAGAAUGCUUGGGAUCUUGGGGUUUUCCAGAUAAGGGGUCUUUCCGUAAUUUGGAUCUACAUAACUUAAAUCUAAUAAAUAUCAUUUAGGGCGAA